AUGCUAGCCAUCGUGUUCGGUUUGGAGAAGUUUCACCACUACACAUAUGGUGCGCACACCAUUGAUGUCAUCACUGACCAUAAGCCGUUAGUAUCCAUCUCACAGAAGUCGCUAAGCAAAGCGCCGAAGCGGCUGCAGUCACUGCUAUUGCGCGUCCAGCCGUACGACAUAAAACUCUCCUACCAACCAGGCAGCGAACUGAACAUUGCUGACACACUGUCCAGAGCUCCACUUCCCGAUGAUAGUAACGACGAGCAGGUGUCUGGCAACAAUCUUGAGCUUUGCCCUGUGAGUGAGCGUCGGCUCAAUGAGAUUCGCCUCGCUACACAGCAAGACCCGAGUUUCACCAAGCUAAUGCACCAGGUCAUGUUGGGGUGGCCAGACGCUCCCCAUCUAGUAAGCCCAGAAAUACGGCCUUACUUCAGCUACCGAGAUGAAAUCACAGCACACGACGGCCUUCUGCUCCGCGGCGAGCGCAUCGUCAAUCCACUAUCCAUGCGCAAUGCUGUGAAAACCAAAGCACACGCCGGACACAUGGGAGUCAACUCCUGCAUACGGAGAGCCCGUGACCUCGUUUAUUGGCCUGGAAUGUCGAGUGAGAUUCGUCAGUUCGUCGAAAACUACGACACCUGUGCUCGUGAUACCAGCAAGCAGCAGCCCGAGACACUCUUCCUACACCCAGUGCCAGAUCGCCCGUGGCAGAAAGUAGGAAUAGACAUCUUCACCAUCAAGUCAAGAAACUACUUAGUUACAGUUGACUACCUGAGCAACUUCUACGAGGUUGACUUCCUUCCUGACACCCUGGCCAGCACUUGCAUCAGCAAGAUCAAGUAUCACUUCGCCAGGCAUGGGAUCCCUGAUGUAGUCAUCUCCGACAAUGGUCCCCAGUUCUCAUGCCGGGAAUUUAGCGCCUUCGCCGCAAAGUGGGAAUUCUCGCACGAGCGCAGCAGCCCAGGCAACAGCAAAUCGAAUGGUGCUGCUGAGGCCGCCGUCAAGGAUGCGAAGAAGUUCAUGAAGAAGUGCAACGAGGAGAAGUCCGACCCAUACCUCGGGUUACUGAAUGUCCGCAACACACCCACUGAAGGUCUCAGCACCAGUCCCGUGCAACGGCUAUUUGGUCGCCGAGCCAGAACUGUGUUGCCAACCCUGAAUGAUCGCCUCAAGCCCGCUGCAGCCGACAUUCAGAAGAAGGAGACCAGAAGACAGAAGGCAGCUGAGCACCUUGACCACCGAAGGAAAGACCUUCCGCCACUCAUGUCUGGCGCAAAGGUUUUCAUUCAACCGAUUGACGGCAAGUCGAGAGAAUGGCAGCCUGCAGUAAUCACCGACAAGACGUCGAACCGCAGUUAUGAAGUCUCCUGCAACGGAAGAGUCCUGCAGCGGAAUCGACAGUUUAUCCGACCCGCACCGCCGACUGCAGCUGACGGACCAGACCGGGCAUCAUCCCCACCGUCGAGCCCGAAGCUACCUGGACCGUCAACGCCUGUCCCCAAGGCCACGCCAUCCAAGAUCCCGGCGCUGGUGCAACGCACGCCAUCUAAGAUCCCGGCGUUGGUGCAACGCACACCAUCCAAGAUCCCGGUGUUGGUGCAACGGUCGCCACAGUCACAAGGCGCCCGCACUGACAUCCAGACAACGUGAUCUGGAAGAGUGGUCCGGAUCCCUAAGCGUCUCAUCAUGGACUCCUGAUUGAUCAGUAGUGUCUGUUUACGAGUCGUUUCAUUAUGUAUGUGCGUGCUGCAUUACAUAUGCUCAAGCCAGCUCAUCAUGUUGAGCUCUUCAUUUGAGUCUUAUUAUGCCGCCGUACGCAUGUAUUUGAUUUGCUCGGACACUCUUAUAUCAAAGAAAGGGAGAUGUCACGUGUACUGCGUUCACGUACACAUGUGU
Molecule: messenger RNA, 1887 nt
Organism: Sycon ciliatum
Lineage: Eukaryota; Metazoa; Porifera; Calcarea; Leucosolenida; Sycettidae
Exons: 1
Coding region: 1-1641 (546 amino acids)
Biological process (GO): DNA integration
Molecular function (GO): nucleic acid binding
Source: RefSeq, a predicted model, not a curated record